AUGCCAUCACGGCAACCGCCCUCGCCGUCUUCUUUGCCUCCGGCUCCGGCACCGGGCACGGCGGCGGUCCAGGCCCUCGCCGGCGCCGCGAGCUGCCUCCCCGCGGACCAGUCCUGCUUCACGGUCUCGGCGGUCUCCGUCGGUGCGCCUAGCUACUACUCCUCGCGUCACGACGCUGCCGCCGCCAUUGUCGGCACACACGCCUGCUGCAACACAGCCUCCUACAUCACCGUCCUCGGCAUCAGCUUCGGCUCCCUCCUCGUCAUCCUGCUCAUCCUGUGCGCCAUCCGGUGGUACCUCGUCCGGCGGUCCGCGAGCCGGGACGACGCUGCCGCCCAGCAGGCUACCGCCGCCGCGGCGGCGGAACCGGCGGAAAAGAAACAGCCCAAGGGACUGGAUGCUGACGCCAUCGCCGCGCUGCCGGAGUUCAUGUAUCGGCGGAAGGAGGACGCCGCCGACGGGAAGGAGGAGCGGGAGCUUGAGUGUGCUGUAUGCCUGGGCGCAAUGGCGGACGGCGACGCGGCGCGGCGGCUGCCGUCAUGCAUGCACGUCUUCCACCGGGGCUGCGUCGACGUGUGGCUAAGGGAGCGCUCGACAUGCCCGGUCUGCCGCGCCGAGGUGGACGUCGUCGUCAGAUCGUCCGGCGAGGGCUGUGACGGGAAGGACGACCAAGAAGGCGGCCCGUCAAGGGCGUCCACGUCGAUGGCGUGGACAGCACAGGAAGAGCUGAUAGACGAAGGGGAGAGGGACCUGGAGGCGCAGCUGUAGAGUGUAUUGGCAGAGGUACAUGCUAGGAGUAGCUUUGUCUUGUUAUUAUUCUUUUCUUUGUCAGGAAUAGUGAAUUAGUAAUAUAGAUGAUUUGGAUGGAAUUUGUAUAGGAUAUAAAUGUAUAUGUAGUGUAGUAUUCUACCUACGGAGUAUCCCAUAUAUACC
Sorghum bicolor (sorghum) is the source of this 933-nucleotide messenger RNA. RefSeq names its product RING-H2 finger protein ATL80. The transcript has a single exon. The record is from RefSeq and is a predicted model, not a curated record. The coding region runs from base 1 to 768 and encodes 255 amino acids. Lineage: Eukaryota; Viridiplantae; Streptophyta; Magnoliopsida; Poales; Poaceae.